This is a messenger RNA of Debaryomyces tyrocola, 2076 nucleotides long. The record is from the annotation of a GenBank genome assembly. NCBI's taxonomy places the organism in Eukaryota, Fungi, Ascomycota, Pichiomycetes, Serinales, Debaryomycetaceae.
AUGAAUAUAUUAAAAUUGAGCAAAAUGAACGACGAUACUUUUGCGAAGAAUAUUAGACGGUAUAUUUUAAGGGGUGGUGGGGAUGCUGAUAUGGAUGUUGAUACUGAUACUGAUAUGGCUAUGGAUGUUGAUAUUGAUAUCAAUAAUUUUGAUAUUACCAAAUUCGACUAUAGAACUAUUUUCAACAAGAGUCAGAACGAGAACAUCAACCAUAUAGAAAUGAUAUUUAAAUUUUUUGGAAUUAAAACAAACUCUGAAGUGGAUUCGAUGCCUCAAAAGUUAAAGUGGUAUUUUGACGAUCAUCCGAAUGAAUGGAAAGAAUUAUUCAUAUUCUUUUGUGUUAUGCCGUUUACCGAAUAUGAAUUCCAGGGUGAUUAUGGAAAUUUACUAAAUCCUGAUACUCUUCAUAAUACCAGUACGAGCGAGGCAACAGAAAACAAUCUAAUUGGGACUUUUUCCGAUAUUGANUUUGAAUCAGUCAAGCAGAUAAUUCCGGAAGCCAGGCUUGCAGCUAAUUUGCAGACUAUAUUGAAAACAGACGUAUUCUCAAGCAAUUUUAAACAAGCUGAAAGUAAAAAUAUAAUCACGAAAUUGCUUGGAGUUUGCUCUAAACAAGACUAUGAAAUUGUGACAGAUAUUGGAUCNAAUGCUGAGAGCACAUAUAAAAACAAUUUUAUGAACUAUUUAUUCAAACCCAUAUGCCANUACACUGCAUCAGUCCUUCAUUUUCAGACACGAGUAGAAGAAGUUAAUGCUAUCGGUCAGACUGGAGUUCAUACUAGGGUACCACAUCAAUCCAAAGAUUUAUUCUACUCGUAUCCCGAUAUAGUAGCAUACGCUAAAAAAGUACAUUAUCAGUCGCUAGCUUUAGUUGAGGUCAAAAAAUUACCUAUUUUAAUCUCUAGAAAAAUGUUGGACGUAACAGAUGUAAAAAUGAAGAAAUUCAUCAAGCAAGUUGUGGCAGAAAUGUUUUCUAAUCACACAAAUAAAGGCAUGCUAACAGAUUCAUACACAACAAUACUAAUUGAAAUCGAUAUCGAGAGAUCUUUGGAAAUAAUCGAGCAAAAUGCCGAAUGGAAUGAUGGCAAGCCAGUUGCUCUAAAUUANAAAGUCCUAGAUUGUCAUUCAUCAGGUCUUACAUUAAGGGGUGGUCUCGUUUCAUAUAUCUAUGAAGCUUUCGCUGUAAGUGAGACCCGACUAGAUGAAAUUAANAGAGGAUUGGAUACGAUCUAUAGGUUUAUUCGCAAGACAGAUGAAGAGUAUUUGACAUAUUUGGAUGAAAUAGCAUUAAAGCAUGAGAUGCCGUUUAGGGAUUAUUGUAUUAAUUCAAUUGAAAAUCAUCCAGUAGAAGAUAGAAGACGGCAUAUUUCUGCUACUGAAAUUGCACUCGGAAGUUUUGACAAAAUUGACNUUCAGUGUGGAUUUACGUUCAAUUCUCAACUUUUUAAGGUGAACAAGGAAGAUGUGGAGGCUUUUUUUAUCAAGCCUUUCGAUGGUGAUGACCAAUUCAUUGUAAAAGUCUUUGAUCCCAUCAAAGCGAAAAGAGAUCAUAAGCAUUAUAGCGCUGAACGAACAGAUAGCUUCAACAUAUGCCGCAAGGCCUAUCUGUGCGAGAAACUGGCAUAUGAGAUUCUAUUAAAUGAUGGGUUGUUCAAUAAUGUUUAUGUUGACCAAAAAUGUGUAUUUGGUAAAUUCAAUAUAGGUGAACAUUACCAUGCGCUAGGGCCAUUUAUCAUAUUAAAAUAUAUAGAGCCCGAAAAAGGAAAAUCUAUAGAACCCGAAAAAGGAGAAUAUAAUCGAUUGCCCAAAGAUAGAAGGACAUAUGAGAAAGCUGAAGAGCAAUUGAAAAUCAUCCACAGUUGUAGAAUACUUCAUGGAGAUAUUUGUGAACGGAAUAUUCUUUAUUCACAAGGCAAGGUCUAUUUUAUUGAUUUUGGGUAUUCAGAUUAUAAUAUUGUUGAGAAAGGGUCCAGACCAGUAACUGCUGAUCCAAGGAGUACGAAUAGUGAACACCGAAAAUUAUGCAGAGUGUUUAAUCAGGAAAUUCCACAGCAAUACGAAGAUUCUAAUGAAUAA